CCCGCGGAGCUCCACCGUGCCCGGAACGGUCUGCAGGACCAGGAGCUCCCGCGGCCGGAACCCUCUGGCCCCGGGUGGCCGCUGCGGCCCGAGCAGCUUGGCGAGGAAAGAUGGCCGCCCUGACGACGGUCGUGGUGGCGGCAGCGGCCACCGCGGUAGCCGGGGCUGUGGCGGGGGCGGGCGCGGCCACCGGGAGCGGAGUGGGAGCAGCGCAGGUGCCGCAACAGAAUGAUAGCUGUUUCGGUACUUCAGGUGGGAUUCGUCCUUUUCACCUUCAAAACUGGAAGCAGAAAGUUAGUCGGACAAAGAAAGCAGAGUUCAUGCGCACAGCAGAAAAAUUAAAAAAUCAAGUUAUUAACAUAGAAAAAGAUAAACACAGUCAUUUCUGCAACCAAAAAAGUGACUUCAGAAGUGAGCAUAGUAUGCUGGAAGAAUUGGAAAAUAAAUUGAUUAACAGCAGGAAAACAGAAAGAGCAAAAAUCCAGCAACAAUUGGCCAAAAUACAUAACAAUGUAAAGAAACUUCAGCACCAGUUAAAAGAUGUGAAGCCUACACCUGAUUGUGAGUGAAUUUAGA
Molecule: messenger RNA, 576 nt
Organism: Leptonychotes weddellii (Weddell seal)
Lineage: Eukaryota; Metazoa; Chordata; Mammalia; Carnivora; Phocidae
Source: RefSeq, a predicted model, not a curated record